Aspergillus novofumigatus IBT 16806 is the source of this 2119-nucleotide messenger RNA. RefSeq names its product UTP glucose-1-phosphate uridylyltransferase (gene ugp1). The record is from RefSeq and is a predicted model, not a curated record. Gene Ontology annotation, cellular component: cytoplasm. The transcript is spliced from 2 exons. Gene Ontology annotation, molecular function: UTP:glucose-1-phosphate uridylyltransferase activity. Lineage: Eukaryota; Fungi; Ascomycota; Eurotiomycetes; Eurotiales; Aspergillaceae. The coding region runs from base 104 to 1669 and encodes 521 amino acids. Gene Ontology annotation, biological process: UDP-alpha-D-glucose metabolic process; glycogen metabolic process.
UGAGCGGACUUUGACCACAUCGAUAAGCUCUGUUCUCUUCGAGUGGAUAUCUACGUCUUCACUUCUCUACCCCUAGAACUCACCCGCGAAAUCAUCAUUCACAAUGGCAGCCAAAGCUUUGCCUACUCACCUCAGAGCUCCCGCCAACGAGGCCUCCGGCGAUGGCUCGUUCGGAAAGCACCACGCAAAAUCCCAGUCUCACAUGGCCUUCGAGAAUGCCUCCACCAGUGUCGCUGCUUCUCAGAUGCGUAAUGCUCUGAACGCCCUCGCCGAGACCGUUCCCGACCCCGAAGAGAAGAAGCGCUUCGAGGCCGAGAUGGACAACUUCUUCGCUCUCUUCCGCAGAUUCCUCAACGACAAGGCCAAGGGCAAUGUCGUCAACUGGGACCGCAUCAACCCUCCUGCGCCCAACCAGGUCGUCGACUACAAGGACCUGGGCGCCGAGGCCUCGGUGGAGUUCCUGAACAAGCUGGCCGUCGUCAAGCUCAACGGUGGUCUCGGUACCUCCAUGGGUUGCGUUGGCCCCAAGUCCGUCAUUGAAGUCCGUGAGGGCAUGUCCUUCUUGGAUUUGUCCGUUCGUCAGAUUGAACACCUGAACCGCACCUACAACGUCAACGUGCCCUUCGUUCUGAUGAACUCGUUCAACACCGAUCAGGACACCCAGUCAAUCAUCAAGAAGUACCAAGGCCACAACGUCGACAUCAUCACCUUCAACCAGUCCCGCUACCCUCGUAUCAUCAAGGACUCUCUCCUCCCUGCCCCCAAGAGCUUUGACGCUCCUCUGCAGGACUGGUACCCUCCCGGUCACGGUGACGUUUUCGAGUCGCUUUACAACUCGGGCACUCUGGACAAGCUGCUCGAGCGUGGUGUCGAGUACAUCUUCCUCUCCAAUGCCGACAACCUCGGUGCCGUUGUGGAUCUCCGCAUCCUGCAGCACAUGGCUGACACCGGUGCCGAGUACAUCAUGGAGUUGACCGACAAGACCAAGGCCGACGUCAAGGGUGGUACCAUCAUUGACUACGAGGGCAAGGCCCGCCUGCUCGAAAUCGCCCAGGUGCCCAAGGAGCACGUCAACGAGUUCAAGUCCAUCAAGAAGUUCAAGUACUUCAACACCAACAACAUCUGGAUGAACCUCCGCGCCAUCAAGCGUGUUGUUGAGGAGAACGAGUUGGAGAUGGAGAUCAUUGCCAACGAGAAGUCCAUCCCCGCCGACAAGAAGGGCGAGGCCGACCAGGCCAUCUACCAGCUGGAGACCGCCGUCGGUGCGGCCAUCCGCCACUUCAAGAACGCUCACGGUGUCAACGUUCCCCGUCGCCGUUUCCUGCCCGUUAAGACUUGCUCCGAUCUCUUGCUGGUCAAGUCGGAUCUCUACCGUCUCGAGCACGGUCAGCUCGUCAUGGACCCCAACCGCUUCGGCGGUGUCCCCGUCAUCAAGCUUGGAUCGGACUUCAAGAAGGUGUCGGAUUUCCAGAAGCGCAUCCCCAGUAUUCCUCGCAUCGUCGAGCUGGACCACCUUACAAUUACCGGUGCUGUCAACCUUGGCCGCAAUGUCACCCUCAAGGGAACCGUCAUCAUCGUCGCCACCGAGGGCAGCACGAUCGACAUUCCCCCUGGCUCGGUGCUGGAGAACUGUGUUGUCCAGGGCAGCUUGAGAAUCCUGGAGCACUAAACGAAACGAGUUUCAUUGCAUCUCUUCUACCCUUGGUCAUUUUUUAAUUCGCCUCGCAUGUCCGGUUGCCGCCAUCGUGGUGAGGGGAGUUGCGUCGGGCAGCGUGGGUUAAUAGAACUGUGUUAGAGGCGGGUUGACUUCCUCCGGGUAUUUUGGGUGGUUCGUCGAGAUGUCUGGUUGACUGAAAUUGCCAGGAAAGCACAUUUGUGCCUACGCAUACGCAUGGUUCUUGUGGGUGUGUGCAAAACUUAUUUGGCAGUGCAGCAAUUCGUCGGUGUUCUUCUCUUCUUACUGUUAUUUAAUUGUGUCGCUUGUGAAGCCACUCCUGGUUGAAUGGAGUUUCUGAGCGAGGGUGAUUCAUUGAGUACUAUCUCUUACUGGUGUCGUCCGCUAGCUGGACAUCAUAAUGGCAAUCAAAGACUUGCACAUUCCGUGGUUAGAUGUAGUUUC